CACUUUACACCUGCAGAACAACAACAAACUCCAGCUGCUUUGAGACAGAGAGUCGCACUUCAAAUAUCACGUUAUCUCUCGUAUUUGCAUUGGACGAAAAAGUGUUUGGAGCAAAAAUGUCUGAUAGCGAUCUGUUCCACCCCAGUCUGGCCAAGGAGAGGAGCAGACACAAGAAGAAGAGGCUGGUGCAGAGUCCAAACUCCUACUUCAUGGAUGUUAAAUGCGCAGGCUGCUACAAGAUCACCACCAUCUUCAGCCACGCUCAGACGGUGGUGCCAUGUGGGGGCUGCUCUUUAAUCCUCUGCCAACCAGCAGGGGGGAAAUGCAGACUAACAGAAGGUUGUGCCUUCAGAAAGAAAUACACCUGAGCAGAAAUGUGCAAAACAUCCAUGAAAGGAAGCAGAAGGGAAGAAUGGAGCAUGAAGAAAUGCGUCUAAGCCAAGUGUGUUAAAUCUUAAGUAGAGAAUCGGUAUCGCUCUGAGGUGGAGGGACCUACAAUGUAAAGUCAAUGGGAGGGACAUGUUAUUGCAUUGAACAGAGCAGGAGGGAUGAACUAAAUCAUAUACAUGCAGAGAUUCCAUUUGUUUAACUGAAUUAUAUAUAUAUAUAUAUAUAUCAGAUUGAUAUGAUGAAGCACUUAAUGACCUCGUGGAUUCAUCUUCUUAUUACAGACACAUGCAUUUCCUAACAUUCGGUCUAUAUGCUGUAAAACGUAUUAUCUCUUCGAUUUACACACGGCAUCUAUUGCACGUCUGUCCGUCCUGGGAGAGGGAUCCCU
Molecule: messenger RNA, 778 nt
Organism: Gymnodraco acuticeps
Lineage: Eukaryota; Metazoa; Chordata; Actinopteri; Perciformes; Bathydraconidae
Product: 40S ribosomal protein S27-like
Exons: 4
Coding region: 117-368 (83 amino acids)
Biological process (GO): translation; ribosomal small subunit assembly
Cellular component (GO): cytosolic small ribosomal subunit; ribosome
Molecular function (GO): structural constituent of ribosome; RNA binding
Source: RefSeq, a predicted model, not a curated record